AUGGCGGACGUCCGGUCCAAGAACAUGUACGAGCUUCUUGGCAACGACCCAGAGCUCGAUCCCAACAGAGAGCCAGAGCCUCCGCUUCAGGUCGUUGACAAGAACGCUCCUCGCCGUGGCAAGCGUGACGGCCCAAACGAGGCUCGCGACACUGCUCCUCCUCCACGCUCCAACCGUGGACCCAGACUCCCUGCAAAUGAGCAAGCAUUCCGUGACCGCAAUGCCGGAUCUCAGAGCAACCGCAACCGGCCAACCGAUGCUCCCAGCGACCGGGCUCCUCAGGCUGCCCACAGGAACCGUGAUGCCCGUGGUAACAACAUUCGGGAUGACCGUCACUCUCGCACCGAUAGAGCCAUCACAGACAAGCAGGUCGAACAGGGCUGGGGAUCCCGCUCUGGCGAGUCUGCUCUGAAGGAUGAGCGUGCUGGAGAAGACAUUGCUCGCAGUGACGAGAAGGAAGCUGCUGAGGCGACUGCUGAACAGCCUGCUGAGGAGCCAGAGGACAAGAGCAAAUCAUAUGCCGACUACCUUGCUGAGCAAGCCCAGGCCAAGCUUGAACUCGCCGCAAAGGAAACCCGCAAGGCUAAUGAGGGAGCCAAGGUUGACAAGAAAUGGGCCAGCGCCAAGGAAUUGAAGCGUGAUGACGACGAAGACGAGUACAUCAAGGGCCAGAACAAGGAGUCCAAGCGCGAGCGCCAACGCAAGGAGAAGAACGUCCUCGAGGUCGACAUGCGCUUCGUUGAGGCUCCCCGACGUGGCGGUGACUCCUUCCGUGGACGUGGCCGUGGUGGUGACCGUGGUGGAGACCGUGGUGGUGAUCGCGGCCGUGGCGGUCGUGGUGGACGCGGUGAGUUCCGUGGUAGCCGUGGAAAUGCUCGCGGUGCUCCUCGUGGCGGUGCUUCCCACUCUACCGGCCCUACCGUUGACGAGAAGAACUUCCCUUCUCUUGGAGGCAAAUAA
Molecule: messenger RNA, 960 nt
Organism: Nannizzia gypsea CBS 118893
Lineage: Eukaryota; Fungi; Ascomycota; Eurotiomycetes; Onygenales; Arthrodermataceae
Exons: 5
Coding region: 1-960 (319 amino acids)
Cellular component (GO): nucleus; cytoplasm
Molecular function (GO): RNA binding
Source: RefSeq, a predicted model, not a curated record